AUGUCUAUAUACCCACUUUACAAGGAUCUAUUUCCACCAACCGGUGUCGAGGAAGUUGUUUGUGCUUCUUUUACUUCGCCUACUGACAUUAAUUUAAUAGUUGCACGUUCAUCGAUCUUACAAAUAUAUAGAUUUGUUGAGCAAGCUGAAGUUACAAAAGAGGAAGAAACAGCCAUGGAAGAGGAUGUUAACUUGGUAAAUGUGUUUGGUAAAGAUGAUGAUCAGAAUUUCAUAUUUCCUACACUCAAACCAGCUGCAAAUCUUUUGUACAUGACUGCUCGCCUUGAAUUAAUUAUUCAAUAUAAGCUCCAUGGAAAUAUAACAUCUAUGGGUGUUGUUCAAACGAUUUCAUCUGGUGCAAAUGGUAUGGAUAGUCUAUUAAUAAGUUUCAAGGAUGCAAAGUUAUCACUUUUGGAGUUUUCUUUGGCAACAAAUAGUAUUGUCACAGUAUCAAUCCACUAUUAUGAACGUGAGGAAUUCAAGUUGGAAUUUCUUUCAAAUCCAUUUCCUACCAAAGUCAAAGUUGAUUCAUCAAGUAGUUGUGCAGUUUUACAUUUUUAUGGUGAUAAGCUGGCAAUCUUGCCAUUUCGUCAAGAAGCUUUGAAUUUAGAUGAAGAAGAUGCUGCAAUCAAGUGGCCAUAUGUACCAAGUUUUGUUGUUGAAUUAUCAUCAAUACAGUCAAAAAUUAAAAAUAUUAUAGACAUGAAUUUUUUGAAUGAUUAUUAUGAACCAACUUUGGCAAUACUUUUUGAACCUUGCCAAACUUGGCCCGGGAAAUUAAAUUCACAAAAAGACACUUGUUCUCUUAUUGUCAUAUCACUUGAUAUUGCACAGAAAAAAUAUCCAAUAAUAUAUUCAAUGGACAACUUGCCACAUUCUUGUGUAAAGACAGUUCCAGUUCCAAAACCUAUAGGCGGUAUACUUAUAAUAACAGCUAAUGCAUUAAUUCAUGUAAUUAAAAAUUCACCAGGAAUAGGUGUUUCUGUUAAUGGUUAUGCAUCAUCAACAACAGAUUUUCCGCUUGAUAGUUCAUUUGAGCAUUUGGGGAUUACCUUAGAAGGCUGUAAACAUGUCUUUUUGACAACUGACGAAAUAUUACUUGCUUUGAGAAAUGGUGAUUUAUACCUUGCAAAGUUAAUAAAGGAUGGAAGAUCAGUCUCAAAAAUUAGUUUGGAAAAGGUUGGCAAUGAUACAUUGCCAUCAUGCGCAUGUUACAUUACAGAUGGGUAUUUUUUCCUAGGUUCAAGACUUGGAGAUUCUCAUCUGAUUCAAUAUAAAACACUAAAGAUUGAACCAAAAUCCAAUGGUGUUGUGAAUGGCUUUGGUUAUCAGUCAAGAAGGAAUACAUUAGAUUUUGAAACAGAUUAUAUAUUCACUUUGUGUGAUACUCUUCUUAAUGUUGGUCCAAUUGUGGGAAUGACAUAUGGUGAACUAGUAUUUUCUGAAGAAAAAUCUCACAUGCAUAAUAUUAAAAAAGACUUGGAACUAGUGACUUGUUCUGGAUAUGGAAAAGGAGGGUCAAUUUGCGUUUUUCAUCAUAAUAUAAAUCCUGUUGUUUUUAGUUCUUUUGCUAUGGAUGGCUGUUUAAAUAUGUGGGCUAUAUCAAGUAUUGAUCCUAUAUUUGCAGGGAUUCCUAUGGACACUCCAGGUUUGCCAAAUCAUCUGCCUAGUAUAGAUUCUGAACAGUCAUAUGACAAAUAUCUUUUUAUUUCUAAAAGCUUCAAGACAAUGGUUUUGGCUUGUGGUGAAGAGUUACAAGAGCUUGAACAUUCUGAUUUUUAUACAGAAGGACCCACUAUAGAAGUUGGCUCAUUAUUAAAUAAUUCAUUAAUUUUACAAGUUCAUCCAUAUGGUCUUAAACUUCUUAAUUCUGAUCCUGGAAAUGGAUUGAUUGUUUUUGCAAGCAUCGUGGAUCCAUAUAUAUUGUUAUUAUAUGAUACUGGAAUUGUAGAUUUGAUGAAGAUAGAUAAUGACACAAAAGAAAUCAAUAGUUGUGAACUGCCAUCGCAUAUUAAUGAGCUUCCAAUAGCCAAUUGUUGUAUAUUCUAUGAUGAGUCAGAUCUUUUUGCACUGGUUAAAGAUGUUGAACCACUUAAAAAAUUUAAUGAAUUCAAUAACUUUACCAAAAAAAAUAAACCAAGUACAUCAAUGCCAAUUGAUGAUGAAUUAGAUGAACUUUUUAAUGAGUCUAAAAGUAAUGACGAUGAUUUAUUAGAAGCUAAUGAUGAAAUGGUUGAUGAUGAUUUAUUACAGGUUGUUGGUGAAGUAAAUGAAGAGAAUGUGAGUGGAGUUGUUAAGAAUACUAAAAGAGAAAGUUAUUGGUGUGUGAUAUAUCGACAAGAUGGCUCUUUGGAGAUUUAUAAACUUCCCGAAUUACAAGAAGUAUUUCAUUUUCCACAUUUUGAUAUGACCCCAACUGUUCUUGUGGGAUUUUUUACACGACAAAAUAUAAAGACACCAGGAAAAACGGCUGAUAUUCAAGAAAUUUUAUUAAAGAAUCUUGGAUUACACAAAAAGGACACAUAUCUUAUAGCUCGGACCAGUGUCGGUGAUAUUAUAAUAUAUAAAGCAUUUCGAUAUAUUCCUGGCUCUGAUAUAUUUGAUCCUUUCCAAAAAUCACAAUCGCAAGGUGAAUUAUCCGAUCAUCUUGCAAUAAGAUUUUCACGAGUAUCUCACGAGUACAUUUCAAGAGAAUCUAUAUACAGCGAUAUUCAUGACAAACCUGUAUCAAGUAAAAAUAAUCAACAAGAUAUUAAUGAAAUUGAAGAAGAACAAAUAAAAAACAAUUUAGAGUCACGUAAAGAACAACUUAGAUUAAAUAAACGAAGAUUGAUACCAUUCUCAAACAUUGCUGGAUUUACAGGGGUAUUUGUAACCGGUGCUAAACCUGUUUGGAUAAUUUGUGCCAAUAAUAAUUUUUUGAGGUUGCAUCCGAUGAAUGCUGAUGGGGAAAUAAAAAGUUUUACCCCAUUCCACAAUGUUCAUUGCAAAAAUGGAUUUUUAUAUACUAAUAAUGAGGAUGACUGUAGGUUUUCUGAAUUAUCUAAAGAAUUUUUAUAUGACAUGGAAUGGCCAGUAAGGAAAAUCUCGCUUGGGAGAUCGGUUCAUGGUAUUGAAUAUCAUCCUGAAAUGCAAGUAUAUGCACUAAUGACAUCUACACCAAUUGAAUUUCAUAUGAAAGAUGAGAAUGGAGUUCCAACAGAUGUUGAUGGGGAUAGUUCACAAUUUUUGCCAGAGACGCAAAAUUUUACACUAGAGUUAAUAUCCCCAAUCACAUGGGAAACUGUGGACAAACAUGAUUUUCAAGAAGAUGAACAAGGUCUUUGUAUAAAAUGUGUUAGUCUUCAAACAAAAUCAACCUCCAGUGGCAGAAAACCUUUUAUAGCUGUUGGCACAGGAUUUUUCCGUGGGGAAGAUGUGGGAAUGAGAGGAAAUAUAUAUGUAUUUGAAAUUAUUGAAGUUGUACCGGAACCUGAUAAUCCUCAAACAAAUCAUAAAUUUAAAUUACUUUGUGCUGAAGAAGUUAAAGGCUCCGUAACUACUAUUUGUGAUGUAAAUGGAUAUUUAUUAACAUGUGUUGGGCCAAAGAUAUUUAUACGUGCCUUUGAAGAUAAUGAUUGUCUUAUUAGUGUUGCAUUUAUUGAUAUACAACUAUAUGCAAGUAAUGUAGUAUCAAUUAAAGAUUUUAUACUAUUGGGAGAUGUAUAUAAAAGUGUAUGGUUUCUUGGAUUUCAGGAAGAACCAGCAAAAUUGGUUUUAGUUGGCAAAGAUUAUAAUUCUUUGGAAGUUAGUUGUUUAAGUUUUUUGAUAGAUGAGCCAGCACUAUAUUUUGUUGUAGCUGAUAUGGAUAAAAAUAUUCAUAUGUUUCAAUAUGCUCCAUAUAAUGUGCAAUCUUUUGCUGGUCAAAAACUUAUCCGCCGCGGUGAUUUCCAUGUUGGAUCCCAAGUGAAAACAAUGCUCACGUUACCUAAAAAAGAAGUUAUACGUAAAGAUCAUGACUUUGAUUUAGAAUUUUCAUCCAAGACUUCAGAAGAAAUCGGUAGAAACAAACAACUUUGUUUAUGUGGAACACUUGACGGAAGUAUUGGAAUGAUCACGCCGAUAACAGAAAAAACUUAUAAACGAAUGCAACUUUUAUAUUCUCAAAUGGUUAAUGGAAUACAACAUCCAGCAGGCUUAAAUCCAAAAUCAUUUAGAUUACUACAAUCAAAAAUGCGAUUAGCAAUUAAUCCAUCAAAAGGAAUAUUGGACGGUGACCUCUUAUUCCAAUUUCCCAAUCUUGCCUUACAUAGGCAACGUGAGAUGACAAAACAAAUCGGUACAACGGUUGAAAGAAUAAUGGAUGACUUGUUGGCAAUUCAAGAAUCUUAUAAUUAUUUUUAA
Molecule: messenger RNA, 4383 nt
Organism: Entrophospora sp. SA101
Lineage: Eukaryota; Fungi; Glomeromycota; Glomeromycetes; Entrophosporales; Entrophosporaceae
Source: the annotation of a GenBank genome assembly